AUGUAUCAACGAGCCAGAACAAGUCCUAGACGAAGUGGCAUUCUGGUCCUGUGGCUGUACAUUGUGGCAGUGGUCAAUCGUGCCUGUGUCGGAUAUUCCGCUUUGGUAACUGCAUCGGAACAGUACGCCAGUCGGGCACCCAAUAGCCUACGUCAUGUACAACAGCCUGUAUCAACAUCUGCUCAGAAUGCCCGUGACGCUGUGGAUGCAAGUCACUGGAAUCCGGUCCCCUUUCACGAAGUACUCGGUACGCAUUUGGAUUCAAAGACGCAUCGCUGUGAACCGGUCACUCUAGCUCUGUGCAAAGGGAUGUACUACCCGAACACACGCAUGCCAAACAUGUUCCAUCAUGAAACACAAGAAGAGGCUGGACUAGAAGUAGGUUUCUAUCUGGUUUUGGUAGUGAAUUUGUCAGCGAUGUGA
This is a messenger RNA of Echinostoma caproni, 423 nucleotides long. The record is from the annotation of a GenBank genome assembly. Lineage: Eukaryota; Metazoa; Platyhelminthes; Trematoda; Plagiorchiida; Echinostomatidae.